AUGGACAAAAAUUUACUGUUCGACAAAUAUUUGCGGAAAAUCGACUACACAUUUCGUAGGAGUGGUUUGUAUCUUAGAAACCGUGAAAACUAUAAUGUGACCAAGGCAAGACUCUUGUAUUGCUUUAACUUUAUUUUGGUGAACCUAGACGUUGCAGGGAGUAUGGUUUGGAUUGCAAAGGGUGAAGCAUUCGAAGAUGGACUGGUUUCUGUCACUCAUACAGCACCUAGCGCGAUUCUGGCCCUGUUAUGUGACUUCAAGUCAUUAUCGUUUAUGUGGUAUCAUGACUACGUAGACAAAUUGGUCUUUAAAUUGAGAGAACUGGAAACCAAAAUGACUUUAAACAGUAUUGCCUAUGAAACAUGCGUCGAAGAACCAAUAAAAUUUUUAGAAUUUGCAUUAAAAGUAUCAGGUUUAUCCAACUGGCUUUUGAUACUUGCGUAUCCAUUAAUGCCGCUUUCUAUAUCGAUAUAUAAUUACUUGGUAUUAAAGAAAGUGGAAUUGGUGCUACCAUUUCUCAUCUCCUAUCCGUUUGAUGCGUAUGAUAUAAAAAUAUACCCGUUUGUACUGCUCAAUAAUUUUUACGCUGAGACGAUGGCAAUAUUUUGGAUAUUCUCAUCUGAAUCUUUUUACUACACCUGCGCUACUUUUAUCAUAGUUCAGUUUAGGUUGUUACAACAAGAAUUACGACUAAUAACCCCUAAAAGGAGUGGCAACAAAAAUGGAAGACAGAACGAAGACAAAGAUUAUGAAACGAAAAUAAUGGAAUUGAUUAAUUGGCAUCAGGAACUUAUAGAGGCCGUGAAUAUAAUAGAGACAAUCUAUUCUAAAUCUACACUAUUCAACUUCAUGUCAAGUUCAGCUAUGAUUUGCCUCGUUGGAUUCAAUGUCACG
Hyposmocoma kahamanoa is the source of this 894-nucleotide messenger RNA. RefSeq names its product odorant receptor 13a-like. The record is from RefSeq and is a predicted model, not a curated record. Gene Ontology annotation, molecular function: odorant binding; olfactory receptor activity. Gene Ontology annotation, cellular component: plasma membrane. NCBI's taxonomy places the organism in Eukaryota, Metazoa, Arthropoda, Insecta, Lepidoptera, Cosmopterigidae. The annotation marks the transcript as partial. Gene Ontology annotation, biological process: sensory perception of smell; detection of chemical stimulus involved in sensory perception of smell. The transcript is spliced from 3 exons.